AUGGAGUCACGGAGGCCGAGGCCAUUUCCAGGGAGGAUCAGUAGUCUUUUCCGACGAAAGGGGAGAACUACUGAGCCUAACUCGCCUACCUUCAGCCCAUCUGAUAUCGAAUCAACAUCGUUCCAGGCAUAUGGGCUUUGGAGAAAGGGUAUGUGGAAAGAGCUCGAGGAGCUUGUACUUCCAGCAUUACCUACGAUGAAAAGGACACUCGGCGAGACGAAUUAUGCCACCUUGCGGACAAUAUUUUUUCUUGCGCAAGCGUUUGCGGAGCAGGCUAGAUGGGAUGAAGUUGAGAAGUUGCUGUCGCCGGCUUUGCCGAUGCUAAAAAAAACUGUGGGUGAAGUUGAUCCAGUUACACUGCGAUCAACGGUUCUCCUCGCACAGACCUUUGUGCAGGAAGGAUGGUGGGAAGUCACACUGUACUCGACCUAUUUCCUGGCAGCGACUGCUCUAAACCAGGCAAAGUGGGUGCAAGUAGAAGAGCUCUUGAAGCCAUCUUUACCGAUGAUGAAGAAGCAGUUGGGCCAAGGGAAUUCCGCCACCCUGCGGUCAACCUUUUUCCUUGCGCAAGCAUUUGCCCAACAGGCUCGGUGGAAAGAGGUGGAAAGGCUCCUUUUGCCGUCGUUGCCGAAGAUGAGGAGAGCACUUGGUAGCAUGGAUGCAGCCACCUUGCGUUCGACAGAUCUUCUUGCACAGGCGUUUGCGCAAGAAGAUAGGUGGGAGGAAAUUGAAGAGUUGCUGCUGCCAACGUUGCCAAAGAUGAGAGAAGGAUUGGGCGAGGCAAAUCCAGUAACUUUGGAAUCAAUAUACUUUUUAGCAACAGCACGCUUGAGCCAAGGUCGAUGGAAGGAAGUGGAGGAGCUUCUGGUGCCAGCGCUACCAGUAAUGAGAGGCGAGGACGAGACUCACCCGGUUACCUUGGGGUCAACGUUCUUCCUCGCAGAUGCGUUAUCUGAGCAAGGUCGUUGGAUGGAAGUGGAAGAGCUCUUAGUUCCAGCACUGGCAAAUAUGAGAAACUCAAGAGAUCAAGGCAAAGCUGAUCCGAUCACUCUACGCUCCACAUAUCUUCUCGCAGAAACAUUUUCAAGAAAAGAUCGAUGGACGGAAGUUGAAGAGCUGUUAUUACCGGCGUUGCCGAUAAUGAAAAACAUGGAUCCAUCCGAUCCAGCCACUUUGGGGUCAACAUACUUCCUUUCUGAGGUGCUCUCGAGGCAAAAGAGGUGGAAAGAGGUGGAAGAGCUACUUUCGCCAGUAAUGCCCAUGAUCAAGAUUUUGGGAGAAGGUCAUGCGCUCGUUGUCAAAUCGUCAGAGAUCCUUGAAAAGGCAACCCGGGAACAGAACCCAGACCAAAAGUUGUCGAAUGAAAUAAGUAAAGAAAAAGAAUGUAGACAGCGUCAAAAUAGGUCGAGCAAGGAACCCAUACCGGAGAGCGCUAUCGUGCCUUAUUUGAAAAGUAUCUUUGGUCAUAAAGAUAUCGGAUUUGGAUUACAGUUCAGAGAUUUCCAAGUCGAGUCGAUGCCCAGCCCAAUUGUCAUGACAUAUGAAACCCAAGAGAACGAGAAAUUGAUAUUUCAAUCGAACAGGGAUAGUAAUAAAUAUAGCGAAGAAGGGCUACUGGAUCUUUUCCGGACUUCUCUUUCAGGCCUUCUAAAGGGCGCAUAUGUCCCCAUAGGGGCUGAGAAGACGAUGUCAAAUUGCCAUGUACUGGCGCAAAAUUUCGACGACCGUGCGAGGUCUACUAUUUGGUCAAUCGUCGAAGGGAUCGAGGGUGUGGAGAAAGUUGAAGAAGAUGGCACAAGGAACGUUUUUGCAAUUGCGUACCGCUCCCCGAAAUUCCAAACUCUGUCUCCCCUGCAGAGUACCGUACUGCCUUGGAUCGAGAUUCGGAGUCUCCACUCGAACGACGCCUGCGGCCCAAUUGUCGAGCUUCUGACGAUACAUCAUGUGUCCUCGGAUGAGACCUACCCCAAGAAUAUUUCCCAGAACGUACUUCCGAGUCCUUCGACGGUGUCUUCUUACGAGUACUCGAUCCACUCAUCGCCGAAUUCAUCACCGAAUUCAUCGCCGGAGCAGUUGCCUGAUGACAAGCCCGGGGUGACGAGGGAGAGGGCAUUAGAGGUCGAAGGAUAUAUGAUGAUUGGGAUAUUUGUAAGAGGUUUGAUACCAAGUCCGGAGGAGGGAGACCAGGGCUGA
Molecule: messenger RNA, 2193 nt
Organism: Morchella importuna
Lineage: Eukaryota; Fungi; Ascomycota; Pezizomycetes; Pezizales; Morchellaceae
Exons: 6
Coding region: 1-2193 (730 amino acids)
Molecular function (GO): protein binding
Source: RefSeq, a predicted model, not a curated record